AAAUUUGAAUUUUGUUUCUUUGUUAUGGUUAGGUCCAAAGUUUGAAUCUUUCAAAGGUGAAAGUGACACAAUUUCACCUUUUUUCACGGGACCUAGUUGUUCCCUUCACCGCAUUCAUCAUAUAUUCAAAAAACUAUAAUUUUUUUCUGUGAAGAUUUCUCUGUCAAUUUGAGUUCAAAGUUUGAAACUUUUUCAGGUACCUGCAAAAGGGUAUCAUAGCAUUUAAAUCAUGCCUUCAGGUCCUAAGAAGAGAAAAGCUGCUAGGAGGAAGAAGGAACUUAACCACUCAUUAACCAACAACCCUCCUCAAGGAAAUGAUGAUUUGAAGCCUCGAAACGCAAAAGUGAGUGAUGGAAGAGACGAUAAUUUAUCUGCAUAUCACGAGAAUGGUGACAUUCCUGAUCGAUUCAAUGAUGGAAGUGAAGUGGUUCAUGAGAGAGCCCCAUUAACUGCUCGACCGAUUGCUUCUGAUGUUGCGUCUGCGAAAGAAGUUUGUGGAAAGAAGGAUAGUGUUGUUAUGAUAAAGAAAGAUUUGAGAUCUAAGGAUGGUUAUGAGAAAGAAAAUGGAAGGUUGGAGCAUAUUGAAACUGCGAAGGAAUCGUGUUACGAGAGUGGUAUUUCAAACGGUGAAGCCCUAGCUGAGAAGAACUCAAAGGAUGAGAUUUAUAAUUUGCUUGAAGAGAAAACUGCAUGUCAUGAGUUGGUUAAACCAAAUGAAUCUUCACCUUCCAACACGAUUGUGGCUUCCAUGUCUGGGGUAGCAAAGUGCAAUACUGGAGUAGCCCCUCUUCUAGAAGUGAUCGGUCUUGCUGGGAAGAUGAAUCGGGAUAAUGUAUAUCCCUUAUCAAAUGCGAAUGCUACAGCAUCGAGUUUGGAGGAACCUAAGCCAAAGGAAUCUAAUAGUAGAGUGUUAACUUCAUCGUCUCGUAGUCCAUUAACCAAUGGUGCAGUACAUACUAAGAAUUCCGAGACUCCAGAAUGCUCAAAAAAUCAGUCUUCCGUAAGGUCGGCUCCAAACUUAGUGCAGAAGACUUCAUGGUGGAGUUGCUGUGGAAUGUUUGAAGUUCUGUCAGGUUCAAAUAGAUAAUUUCAGAAAUACAAGCUUAGGAUCUCAACUUGCAUGUCAGAAGGGAAAAUGGUGCUUCAUGAGAAACUUUCGCCAAUGCAAGUUUUUCGAUGGUGCUUCAUGAGAAACUUUCGCCAAUGCAAGUUUUUCGAUGGUGCUUCUACCGAAAUCCUAAAUCUUGUUUGAAACAUCCCAAAAGCUAAAACAGACGAAUUAGAAGGACUUCGUUAAAACAUUUCAAUGUAGAGUGUUUAGGUUCAGAGUUUCCAAAUGAUCAUAUUUGUUUACAUUACUUUAGAGAAGUUUAUUUGAUUUAUUGUAUUGGCAACAAUUCACAGCUCAAUCCUUGAGCUGUCAAAACUACAUUGUUAGUUCUGUGAUAUAGAAAUUUGGUCUAGAAGUUUCCAUAAUAAAAUUUAUUUUGAUGUGUA
This is a messenger RNA of Lathyrus oleraceus (garden pea), 1497 nucleotides long. RefSeq lists its product as uncharacterized. The transcript has 4 exons. Lineage: Eukaryota; Viridiplantae; Streptophyta; Magnoliopsida; Fabales; Fabaceae. The record is from RefSeq and is a predicted model, not a curated record. Bases 230 to 1087 code for a protein of 285 amino acids.